AUGAAAGAUGAGAACAUCUUCCAGACCCGGACAUCUUCCGGCUUCCGGGACGAGCACAUCUGGGUGUCGAUCGUGGACCCGCCCCGGCGCAGUCCCUUCACCCGCGUGCAGAGGGUCUCGUGCUGCAUGUCUCUUCUGCUCUGCACCAUGGCCAUUAACAUCAUGUUCUGGAACCUUCCCACGGAUCAAGAGUCUCCGGUCCUUCUAAAGAUAGGUUCUUUUGAGCUGACGUGGCAGGAGUUCAUGGUAGCCGUAGAGAGCGGCCUUUUCAUGUUUCCCAUCAACAUCCUCAUCAUUACUAUCUUCAGACACAUCAAACCACGCAUUCUCUCGAAUAAAGACAAGGCUGACUCCUCCAAGAAAACUAAAGCAGCUGCUGCCAUAUCUAUGAACACCAUCAUGAAGGAAACCAUAGGACUGUUAAAUCAUCUGAGCAAAAGCCCAAAAAACAAUCUGGCUGCCAAAGAGAUACGGCCUGAGACGAGUGGUGAUUUUUUCUGGGCCCUGAAUAAAGUGCAUGACGUCCUUCAGAUCAUGCAAGUGGAAAGUGUUGGUGACCCUCAUUGGUCGUACUGCAGCCACUUCGUGCACUAUUCACUGAGCCAUCUUUCUCACCUACUGGAGCAUGUGGGAGAAAAGGGUUUCUUUCUUAAUGAAGAGCUUCGGGAGGCUCGUGGAACGGUCAAUGUUCUGCUGAAGAAAGCUGAAAUGGCGUCUGCCAAGUUCACUCUCCAAAGCCAACCAACUGUGCAAGUAGAGAAGAAGAAACAGGGUUGGUGGUUGCCUUGGUGGUGUGUUUUUAUUGGCUGGUUCCUGCUUUUUGCCAUGAGCGGGUUCUCCACCUUCUUCACCCUGUUUUAUGGCUUCCAGUACGGAAGGGAUUCCUCCAUACAGUGGGUCAUCACUCUUACAUUAUCGCUUGUCCAAAGCAUCUUCAUCAUGCAGCCGCUUAAGGUGAUAUUUGUGGCAAUCUUCUUUGCCAUGAUCCUGAGGCCAGUGGCUGUGGAGAACAACGAGGAGGUCGAACUGCUCCUGCAGGAGCAAAAGGAAAAACGUGAGGAAUACUCUGGGAGAUCGAUAUCCUGAUUGUGUCGCGCCUCAAACUCAAAUCGAGAAGGAAAACGCUUGGUUUGAGACGUCAUCAAACUCAUUUUAUUCUAGAUUCUGGUGUUGGGAACAGAGGAUGCCGUUUCAUAACUAUGUAAAUGAUCGGCGUCUCACUGUCUCUUGCAGUUCAUAAUCCAUUUGUGUAGGCAGACUAGUGUUAAAUAGUAAAAUACCUGUGUGUACAUAACUUUGUAUCAACAAAAAAAGCUAUUCAGUCUUAACACACUCAUCAAGUUUUUUUUUCUUUUUCUGAUCAAAUCAAAAAACAAAAGUGGGUUUUUUAAUAAACCACAGCAGUUAUGUCGUUUGAAAGAUAACAUAUCUGUGAAUAUUGGGAUUAUUUUAAAAAUGACUGUCUGAAAAUAUAUGAAUAGAUCUACAUGCUGAGGUUGUUUCUAUUAUUAAAACACUCAUAUUUUGGUAACUAGCGGUGUAAUUGUUGAGAUUUUGCUUAGUGUCAUCUUAGUCUGAGAGCUAUAUUACAUUUAAAAAACUGGAUAUUCACUAUUAUGUCUCAAUUAACUCCAUAAAUUCUUCGUAAAAUGUAUUUUAGUGUAUCUUCAAUAAAACACUUAUUUUCCAAUGCAUUUCAGUGUAUCAUUAAAAACAAAAAUUGACAUUCAAUGCAGUUCAGUGAUCAGUGGAAUAGUUCAUGUUCAAUACAUCAUCAAUAUGAAGGAGGGUUUAUGCAUGUUUAUGACAACUAUCAUUA
Messenger RNA from Pimephales promelas (fathead minnow), 1819 nucleotides. The record is from RefSeq and is a predicted model, not a curated record. NCBI's taxonomy places the organism in Eukaryota, Metazoa, Chordata, Actinopteri, Cypriniformes, Leuciscidae.